GGCAAACAGUAACUGAUAAUUCAACUUUGGCUAGCCAGAACUUUGGACUGGUAAAAGCAAAAUUGUUUCGGACCAGGUACAGGUGAAUACAAAUACAUACCUCCCUCUUCCCUUCAAGCGCUUAAACACCUGAAAAAGAGCUUCAUCUCCAUAUCUCCUCCAACAGACAAUGGAUAGAAUAAUUACGACAGGGAAACUUCACAUCAUUUUGAUACAACUAUGGCUAAACCAAGCACUACUGGCAACAGCUGCAGGGCCAGUAUGUCAAGAAUCCUGCGGGGAUAUUACCUUUCCAUUCCCGUUUGGAAUUGGAAAAGGCUGUUAUAUGAGUGAGAUGUUUGAGAUAGUUUGCAACGAUUCUUUUACACCUCCAAAACCUUUCUUAACAAGCAUCAACAUGGAAUUGCUGCUCGAUCCAUCAAUAGGUUCAGAAAGGAUUACAGUCAAUAGCCCAGUUAUUAGUUCCAAUUGCAGCAACAAGUCCUCAACUAGUACUGAGGUUUCCCUGUUAGGCACUUCUUUCCUUUUCUCGAACGAGUCUAAUAGAUUUACAACCAUAGGUUGUGACAGUUAUGCUAUGCUUACUCAGAGUGGAAACACGGUCGGAGGGUGCUUGUCUAUCUGUAGAGACAAUAGCUCAAGUGGCUGCUAUGGCCUUAACUGCUGUCAGACCACAAUUCCACCUUAUGUCCAAUCUUUUGAAGUAAACAUAACAAACCCUUUUAAUAGUGAUGGAGAUGGUCGUGAUAGGUGCAAGUCUGCUUUCAUGGUUAGCCAGAAUUGGCUUGCAUCGAAAUCAACAAACCUUGAUGAAGUGCGACAAAUGGAUCAUGUGCCAGCAGUGCUUGACUGGGCAAAUGAUCAAGGCUAUUGUGAUAUUAGUAAGAAUCCAAACAUCACUUGUACCUCAAGGUAUUGCUGGGCACAACUAACCGAAAAUCAAUUUUGUAUUUGUAGACAAUGUGAAGAUGUGGGCAAAUGCACAAAUCCAAAGAACUAUUACUACUGUCAAUUGAAAUGCAUGUAUAACCGAGGAGGCUACAACUGCCCUUGUCCUGUUGAGCAUCAUAAAGAGUACAGCAUUUGCUACCCUGAUAGCGCUUUUGCUGGAAAAUCUCGAAUCAAGACCAUCCUUAUAGGUUGUGGAUCAGGACUCGGACUCCUGCUAUUAAUCAUCGGUAUAUGGUUAUCCUACAAGAUAAUAAAGAGAAGACGAGCUACGAAGCUCAAACAAAAAUUUUUCAAAAGGAAUGGCGGGUUGUUACUAGAACAACAACUGUCUUCUACAGAAAGUCAUGUCGAGCAAACAAAAGUAUUCACUUCCAAGGAAUUGGAGAAGGCAACUGACAACUAUCAUACGAGUCGUAUCCUUGGACAAGGAGGUCAAGGGACUGUCUAUAAAGGAAUGUUGACGGAUGGAAGAGUUGUUGCUAUUAAGAAGUCCAAAUUAGUGGAUGAAGACAAGCUCGAUCAAUUUAUCAAUGAGGUCGUGAUUCUUUCACAAAUCAACCACAGAAAUGUUGUCAAAUUGACCGGAUGUUGCUUGGAGACAGAAGUUCCUUUACUGGUGUAUGAGUUCAUUCCUAAUGGAACACUCUUCCAAUAUAUACAAAAUCCAAACAAAGAGUUCCCAAUUACAUGGGAAAUGCGUCUGCGGAUUGCUACUGAAGUUGCAGGUGCUCUAGCAUAUUUGCAUUCAGCAGCUUCUAUGCCUAUUUAUCAUCGAGAUAUCAAGUCCUCAAACAUACUUUUGGAUGAGAAGUAUAGAGCAAAAGUAGCGGACUUUGGCACUUCGAAAUCAAUUGCAAUUGAACAAACACAUGUGGCAACUCUAGUACAAGGAACUUUCGGAUACUUGGAUCCUGAGUACUUUCAAUCAAGCCAAUUCACAGAGAAGAGUGAUGUUUACAGCUUUGGAGUGGUACUUGUGGAGCUUUUAACAGGGCAAAAACCCAUAUCGUCAUUGCGCUCAGUGGAAGAGAGAAGUUUAGCUACAUAUUUUCUAAUGACAAUGGAAGAGAAUCGUCUGUUUGAAAUUCUUGACGCUCGAGUUCUCAAGGAGGGUGGAAGAGAAGAGAUUAUUGCAAUGGCUAAGAUGGCAGAAAAAUGCUUGAACUUGAACGGGAAAAAAAGGCCUAAAAUGAAGACUGUGGCAAUAGAGUUAGAAGGGAUUAGAUCAUCUCAAGGAGUUUCUUCAACAAUUCAACAAGAUUAUGAAGAGGUUGAUUAUGUUGUUGGUGACUAUACUGCAUCAUGGGAUGUUGCUUCAUCUUCAACUGGGUCGCUGAAUAGCACCACCAUACGUGCCCGUUUUGAUGUGAAACCACUACUACCUUCCAAUAACACCUCAUGAAUCAAAGAAAAAAGAAAUCGUCCAUUCGUUGUAAUCUUAUACACUGUUUUCGGGAAUGUUUCAUUUUUGCGUCGUCUUGUUUUUGUUUUUGUUUUUCAACUGAUGUACCAUUAAGAGAUUUGCCAUUUUAAAUUCUUUCCCCUCUAUCCAUUAGUUCCUAUUUC
This is a messenger RNA of Ricinus communis (castor bean), 2517 nucleotides long. RefSeq names its product wall-associated receptor kinase-like 22. The coding region runs from base 170 to 2353 and encodes 727 amino acids. Lineage: Eukaryota; Viridiplantae; Streptophyta; Magnoliopsida; Malpighiales; Euphorbiaceae. The transcript has 3 exons. Gene Ontology annotation, molecular function: protein serine/threonine kinase activity; ATP binding; polysaccharide binding. Gene Ontology annotation, cellular component: plasma membrane. Gene Ontology annotation, biological process: protein phosphorylation; cell surface receptor signaling pathway. The record is from RefSeq and is a predicted model, not a curated record.